Molecule: messenger RNA, 2404 nt
Organism: Ziziphus jujuba (common jujube)
Lineage: Eukaryota; Viridiplantae; Streptophyta; Magnoliopsida; Rosales; Rhamnaceae
Product: probable serine/threonine-protein kinase At1g54610
Exons: 7
Coding region: 347-2053 (568 amino acids)
Biological process (GO): protein phosphorylation; positive regulation of transcription elongation by RNA polymerase II
Cellular component (GO): cyclin-dependent protein kinase holoenzyme complex; nucleus
Molecular function (GO): ATP binding; cyclin-dependent protein serine/threonine kinase activity; RNA polymerase II CTD heptapeptide repeat kinase activity
Source: RefSeq, a predicted model, not a curated record
UGAAACCAAAAGCAAACCCAAAAAAAAAAAAAAAAAAAAAAACUUUUUUUUAAAAGAAAAAAAACAAAAGAAAAUCUCUAAUCCUACGCACACUCUCUGUAUAUCUUUUUUAUCCGUACACUCGCCGGUGAGGAAAAGAAAAAACCGCAACUAUUGCAGCGGUUUUCAGUAUUCGUUUGUUAAAACGGCGGCUUAUUACUGUUCGUUUCUUGUAAUCGAGCAAAACUCGCUGCUGCUAAACGCGGUUUUUGUUCUUCUCUUUCUCCGGUGCCGGAGUAUAUUUUUAAAUUUUUUUCCCCAUUUCCGAUGAGUCGCCGACUUUCUGUGAGCUCCGAGAGCUGAGAAUAUGGGUUGCGUUCUCGGCACGGAAGCUUCACUCGGUCGCCGAAAGUCUAACGGAAAUCAGACUAGCCGCCGCAGCCGACGACGGAGCAUCGAGGGACCUACCGGUGCCGUUGAUGUUAAUGCCGCCGUUAGAACGGUUAGGAAGGAAGUGACGGAGCAGAAGAAGACCGGCGAUGUAACGGCGUUAGAGCGCCGGAAACCUAGGUUGGAUCCUUACUCGAGGAAUGAACAAGGAUGGCCUACUUGGUUAAUGGCCGUAGCUGGGGAAGCCAUUGAAGGUUGGACACCUCGGCGUGCCAAUACAUUCGAGAAGCUCGCUAAGAUUGGGCAAGGAACUUAUAGCAAUGUAUAUAAAGCAAGGGAUCUAAUAAGUGGGAAAAUAGUGGCUUUAAAGAAAGUUAGGUUUGAUAAUUUGGAGCCAGAGAGUGUGAAAUUCAUGGCCAGAGAGAUUCUUGUGCUUAGGAAGCUUGACCAUCCCAAUGUGGUUAAGCUUGAAGGAUUGGUCACCUCAAGAAUGUCUUGUAGUCUUUACUUGGUUUUUGAAUACAUGGAACAUGAUCUUGCUGGUCUCGCAGCCUGCUCAGGGGUCAAGUUCACUGAGCCUCAGGUCAAAUGCUAUAUGAAGCAGUUGCUCUCUGGGCUUGAACAUUGCCAUAGCCAUGGUGUCUUGCACCGUGAUAUCAAAGGUUCCAAUCUGCUUAUUGACAACGAUGGAGUUCUAAAAAUAGCUGAUUUUGGACUGGCUACUUUCUUUGAUCCUGAGCAGAAGCAGCCCAUGACUAGUCGAGUUGUUACCCUAUGGUACCGUCCCCCUGAACUUCUUCUUGGGGCUACUUUCUAUGGAGUUGGUGUUGACCUUUGGAGUGCUGGCUGCAUAUUGGCAGAGUUACUUGCUGGGAAGCCAAUCAUGCCAGGGCGGACAGAGGUUGAACAACUGCACAAGAUAUUUAAACUAUGUGGCUCUCCAUCUGAAGAAUACUGGAAGAAAUAUAAAUUGCCAAAUGCAACACUUUUUAAACCACAACAGCCAUACAAGCGAUGCAUUGCAGAAACAUUCAAGGAUUUCCCACCUUCAUCGCUGCCUCUAAUCGAAUCUCUUCUUUCAAUAGACCCUGAUGCACGAGGCACUGCUACUACUGCUUUAAAUAGUGAAUUCUUUUCCACUGAGCCUUGUGCUUGUGAACCAUCAAGUUUACCAAAAUAUCCUCCAAGCAAAGAAAUGGAUGUAAAAUUACGAGAUGAAGAAGCUAGAAGGCAAAGAGGUCUAAGUGGGAAAGCUAAUGCUGGUGAUGGUGCCAGAAGAGUUAAAGUUCGUGAUCGUGUUGGUCGGGCAGUUCCAGCUCCUGAAGCCAAUGCGGAGAUUCAAGCCAACUUAGAUAGGUGGAGAGUUGUGACACAAACGAAUGCAAAGAGCAAGAGCGAGAAGUUCCCACCUCCCCAUCAGGAUGGAGCGGUUGGGUAUCCACAAGACGCAUCCCAUAAAGGACCUUUAUCAUUCGGCACGCAGGAUGCUUCUUUCAGCUCAUCAGUUUUCAAUUCGAGAUCUUCAGUUUCUGUUAAAAGUAUGGGAGCAGCUGCUGGGGGCUCUUCAAGGAGGAGAAAAACCAACAGAGAUGAUCUCCUAAUGGCUCCAUCUCGAAAGUUCAUUCGAUCGUUCAAGCCUUCAUCCGUUGGGCUCUCAAUGAAUCUAUUAUUCAAAAGUAAAUAAUAAAUGAAUUCAUGAGGUUUUUGUCCCAAGAAUACUAUAGAAAAGCUCUAUCAAUGUGUCAUAGAUUUUUUUUUUGGUGGUUUUCUUCUCUGUUCUUGUUUAAUUUAGGUUCUUUUUGUCAAAACCAAGCAUGGUUUUUGGAAGCAAUUUUUUUUUUUUUUUUUUUUUUUUUUGGGUUUUCUUCAUGGUUCCCAUUUUUUGGUACUUGUAACGUUAUAAUUGCUCUGUUGUAUCAUCUACGGGAUGCAGACAAGGACUCUGAUGUAUAUAUUCAGUGGAAAAUUGAGUCCUACUUCUGUUGUACAAAUUUUGGAGCUCUAUGUGAAUAUGUUGAAAGAGGUGUUACUUUGC